Molecule: messenger RNA, 5446 nt
Organism: Ostrea edulis (European flat oyster)
Lineage: Eukaryota; Metazoa; Mollusca; Bivalvia; Ostreida; Ostreidae
Exons: 17
Coding region: 120-4694 (1524 amino acids)
Biological process (GO): protein phosphorylation
Molecular function (GO): protein tyrosine kinase activity; ATP binding
Source: RefSeq, a predicted model, not a curated record
GUCUAAAUUUUGGCGUAAAUUAGUUAAUCGGCCUAAGUUGCGCCCUAAAUUUACAUCUUUUGUGACACGGGUAUAUUAGUGUUUCAAACUGAGCAUUGAGGAAUCCGCGUGGCUGAAUUAUGUUCAAAAAAAAAUUUUUCAAGAAGAAACCCAAGCCAAUAGAGCAGAAAGAUAAAGCUGAAAGUUCACCUACCGGCAACUUCGUCUAUGACGUUAUAGAAGAUCCAAAAUCCAACUUUGGAUUACCAAGAUAUAUGGCUCUCUCACCGGAUACGCCAAUCCCCAAACCAAUGCCAAAGAAUGCAGGGAAGAUAUUCAGCAAAGAUGCCAUCGGUGAUCUUCCAUUUCAACGCAUGACUCGCAACAGACGAAUGGAAGAUUUAGACGAUGAGGAGUAUGGAUAUACAACGGGUGACGAUAUUUAUGAACUCAAAAAGAAGGACACCACAUGCGAAGAAGCAUUUGUGGAUGCUCAUGAGUUUUUACCGUACAAGAUAGACAGCCACAAUUCCAUGAUAUCCAAAUUUUUCUUCUCUCCCCGAGAAAACUACGAAACGCUGUCUAUUGACAAGAUAUGUCUGCAAAUGACCAGUCCAUCGACAGAAGUUCAGCAAGACUUGUUAAAAUAUAUCACAGCGUGUCUUCUGCCAUAUCUGAAACAAAACAACAGAAUUGUAGAAAUCUUCAAUCUGAUCUCGUGCAAAAACAAAUCUGUUCGAAAUCUUUGCAUUAACGAACUGACAGAGAUUAUGAUGGAUGCAGAUCAGGGAAAAUUUUCCGAAAAUGAAAUGAUGAUGUUGUACGAAACGGGAACUAUACAGUUAUUCACGGUUGUCUCAGAGACAAAGAACACACUCUCUAUAUUCCAGCCUCUAAUUCAGCUCGGGAUUAUGUUCAACUGCUUUAUUUACCUACGGGCCAUUGAAGCAGUUGAUGAUUGGAUUCCAUACAUUCAGAAUGUAUUGUCAGCUAUCCAAUCUAAGAGGAAGCGUGUUAUGGAAAGGAAUGACCCCGACGUUAUCAUUUUCGCUAAGAUGGCGAAAUGCAUUUUUGAUUUAGAAGAUAUGGACGUGGACGAGAGUUUGUUGAUGGGAGAAGAUGUGAACGAUUUCCUUCCCCCUUUUAACAGAGAAGACAGUGGUAUAUGUAUCGAGGGAUUGGCUGCUCUUUAUCACACAGGAAAUCUGGUACUAAGACAUCGGUCAAAAUUCAGUUCCGGUGUUCAGAAAAUGGUAGAUUUAUCUUUAUUCAUGGACGGUUGUAAUGGCGAGGGAAUGAUGAAAUGGUACCAUCGUUUGCUUGACUUAUUCAUAGUUGAUAUAUUACAACGGGAACACUCUGAUAUAAAACUGGAGAUACUCGAAAAGGAUGAAAAUAAAUUGUUUUCAAUACUGAAUCGUGAUCGUUUCUUUCCUGAGAGUUUUAAUACAUCGCACUGUCUGUUGUUUCACCACAAUGAAAGAAUACGAUCCAAAUACGGGGAAAUCGCCAAAAGAAGAGGCACAGUUAAAUCAAAGACAGUCAUGACGGAUCAGAUACAGACUAUUUUAAGCAAGUGCAGGCUGGUGUUUCAAACGACUUCUUCAGAUUCACCCCCAAACAUUGGUUUUGAACGCAAACAAUGUACAUUUUGUAAUGUGGAUGCCUCGAUCACUUGCAUUUUCGAUGUUGUCUCUGAUGAGUCAAUGGACGUCAGUUUGUAUGAUAACACCUCUACAAAAUUCAACACAAGAGAAACUUUAUUGAGACAAGAAAGACUAGAAAAUGAAAUGGAAGUGUUGAAAGAAAUUGAGUCCAAAGAUAUGCAUAGAAAUGUGGCCAGACUUCUGGCGUUCAAUCAGUCCUUACCAAAGUUUUACAUCAAAGAGAGAUUACCUGGAGACAACCUACAAAGGCGCCUCCUGGAGGCUAGAGAAAAAGGGAAGAAAAUCCCAAUUGCAAAUCUCAUUGGAAUUAUCGUACAGGCUGUACAGGCAAUUAUAUACGCACAUAGCUCUGGCUGUCUCGUCAGGGACAUAACCACUGCGUCUUUCGGCUGCACAAUGACAGGAAAUGGAUAUUUCCUCAAGCUGAAAAACUUUGAGAUGGCGACCAAGCCGUCGGAUUUCCCCAGUGGUGGACUCGUGAACGGCUUAAUUGAUCUUGACUUUGAUGGAGUCUGCAUUCGAUGGGCAGCCCCCGAGAGUCUGCUAGAAGGGCGUUAUAGUAUCUACAGUGACGUUUGGUCCGUCAACAUUUUAGCGGACGAAAUCCUCAACUACGCCGCGUGGCCGUAUUCGGACAUAAGUGAUGCGGACAUUGACGACAUGAUUAUCAAUAUUGUCUUUACUCACCUUAAACCUCAAGGAUUCAACCGACCGAGGCGAGUCCAGGGUUUAAUUUUGGAGGGACUUGCCAGCGAACCCGAUCAGAGACUAAAACUGGAGGCGUUGCGGGAAAGGCUUUUAGAGAUAUCGGAUGACGUCAGCGGGGGAGAAAAUUACAGUACAUACGACACUUAUUUUGGUGUGGAGGGAACGCAUGCAAAGGUAUACGAUAUACCUUCCCUUACACAACGACAAAUAAAAGCCAACUCUGUAUUUGAAAGGGGAAUCCCACCGUCAAUUCAAAGAUACAGAGCGCUUGAUGAAGAUCCCAUGAAUGUGUUUGCGUCAGAUGCAGCGGAACACAAUGAUAAACUACGAGAACAGGAUGGCAUCCCACUGACAGAAAUAUCCUCUGACGAGUAUUACAAGAUCGAGAGUGAGGACAGAAUAAACAUGAUGAAAGUAAUGGAAAAAGUGAGCGAUGACUUCCUGAAGUUUACAUACAACAGACUGAAGGAGAUCGACAGCAGAAAAAUGUGUGUGGAGCCUUGGCCUCCUACGACAAGUGUCUCAGCAGAUGGCUUUAAACAGCUACACUAUAAAUUUCCAAGAUCAACGCACCUUCUUGAUAAAGUCCUCCACAAAGAACGUGGGGACACGAUUGGUCCAUACAUUGAGCUUUUGUAUGAACUGGCCAAACAUAUAGACUCAUUUCAUUCAGCUGGAUGGAUUUUUCGAUGUCUCAGAGCAAAGAAUGUUUGGAUUCUGGAAACAAAAAAACGAGAACAAACGAUUGUGGUGCCCAAAUUUGGUAAAUACCGUGUGAUAGCGUCAUCAGACUUCGGCAUCCAUCUAGAGCAGAUCAAAAUUGAAAGUCCAGAGGAGGCAGAUGGAAUACAAUGGCUUCCGAUUGAGGCAAUAAAAGCCGGACUCUAUUCCAAAGAAAGUGAUGUAUAUGCCUUCGGUAUGAUUACGUGGGAGGUCAUGUCUGCGUUUGGACAGGGGGGAGUUGUGUAUGACCAAGACGAAGAGAGGGAAUUAAAGUGCAUUCCAUUCAACUACCAACAAUCUAAAAAUAUUCUACAACAUUUGAUAGAGGGAUACAUACCAGAAAAAGACGUUAAAUGCCCUGAUUGGUUUUACCGAGAUAUUACGAGGCCUUGUCUUUUACAUCAGAAAAUCGACAGACCCUCAAUGAAAACCAUUCUACAAAUCCUGGAAACAAAGCUUGGGAAAUCUCUCCCUAAACAAAUUCUAAGAGGUCCACCUCCAUCUCCACCUGAUCAACUCUCCAAAGACGUAGAAAUGUACGAAGAUAUAUAUGAAUAUGACGAUGCCGAGAUAAGUACGGAAUUGUCUCAGUCUUACAUAGAGGAAUCUAAAAGGACUGAAAAGGAUGGUGACUCUCUUAUGUUUCCACCGCCGCAAACGAGAAGACCUCCACCUCCACCUGGUCAACCCUUGCAAAGUAAUAGCACACCCAAAGACGUAGAAAUGUACGAAGACAUAUCUGAUUAUGAUGAUGCCGAGAUAAGUACGGAUUUUUCUCAAUAUUACAGAGAGGAAUUAAAAGGGACUGAAAAUGAUGGUAACUCUCCCGUGUUUCCACCACAUCAAACGAGAAGACCUCCACCUCUACCAGCAGUGUCGUAUUACGAUACAAAGGAAAGUGAAAACUUGAAUGGAGGGGAAAAUAAUCUACCCUACCCGCCACUUCGCUCAAAAGCGAAAGACAUGAAAGGGAAGGAUGUCGAAGAAGGAUUGAGCCCAGGCAACAAAGGGAGAGAUGAUGGCAAAAAUUUAACUAAAGGUGAUAUUGAUGACAGUAUUCCACUUACUCGUAGAAGACCACCACCAUUGCCUGACAUCGAUGACAGUAUUCCAUCUGUUCCCAGAAGAUGGCAACCAUUACUAGAAAAUCACAAAGGGUUUGCAGAAACAACAACGGACGAAAGGUCAUGCAAAACGCUUCCUAUUCCACAGAUCCCACAAAGUGAUGACAGUGAAAGUGUAGAUGUGGAGGAACGGUCUGCUCAAACAGUUCCACCAAAGACACCAACUCACCAAAGUAAUGCUUGUCAAGAUGUGAAGGAGAAAAACUUUUUCCAAAUUAACAAAGCUAAAUUUCCCCAACUUCCACCCACACCAUUUGGAACAAAGAAUGCAUUUGAUGGAACCAACCAAGUUCUUCCAAAACUAGAGUCUAAAACUGCACAUCAGCCGACGUUCUACGUUGGUGAGGAAGGAAAUCGUGAACAGGUGAGAAACGUUUAUGAGGUGAAGAGAGAUGAAUGCGACACCGCAAAACAAUCAAAUCCAGUUUAUGUGAACGAAACGGAAACUGACAUCAAACCUGUCUUGCCACCUAGGAAACCGCUCAAUAAAUGACUUGGCGCUUGCAGUUGAUCAAACACUAUCAUUCGCUCUUUUUCUUUGUGGAAAUAUAGCAUUCAACAAUUCAUGCAGUUGGCACAGGUCUAAAAAUGUGUGCCUUAUAUAUUGCACACAACAGGAUGCUGAACUGAACUGCAUGGAAAGAGACAAUAUGUUAAGGUUUAAUAUAAGGAGCUUUUGACGACCCUCACUGGGGUUUUUGAUAUUGUAAAAGUAUCGACUGAUGAAAUGAUACAUGUACUCGUGCUCGUACAAAUACCGGUACAUGUAAUUUUAAAAGAAACCUGUUCUAUGUUUCCUGAUAGUUGUAAUGUAUAUUUUCACUUUUAUUGUAUUCCAAUAAAUACCUGUUUUCUAAUUUCGCAUGCUAAUUUAUUAGACUAUAUUCUUGUUUGUAGGACUAUGCACUGGUCUAGAGUUAUCCACUAUUUGUCUUUUACCGUUAUCUGACAAAUUCAAAAAGUCUUUAUCGGUUUUAUGUUCUAUAAUACUUUAUUUUACCCCUUAACCCUAGGCAUGAUCAGUAUGGGAAUACCUGAUGAUUAUUUGACUUUUUAGACUGCUAAUCCUGUUUCAUGAGUUGGUCCUCAUUGUUUACCUAUAUUUGGCUUCUUUCCUUUGUAUCAAUUUAUUAUGAAAUAAUUUUAUUUAUUUGUGGUUGUGUUAGAAAGUGUGCAAAUCAUCUUUUUUAUGGUUCGGUAACAUUUAAAUUUUAAAGUUCUGAAUAAAAGAAUUUUUAAAGAUUA